CACCAUACAACGGCACCCACCCUAAACUAAACUGUCUGCUCCGGUAGAGAAGCACUGACGAAAACACUUCCAAGACACGGUCUCCUCUGACAUUUUUUUUCUGGACACUUUAAGAGUUUUUACAUGUGGGAAGAUGCAUUCGGACAACCUUGAGAAAGUGGGUUCGCUGAGGAAACGGACGCUCUCACGGGGUAUGAGUGAAGACGAGUCUCUACGGCACAUUAUCAGAGACGCAGAAGAAUCGAGCAGACACCUGUCGCGCAGUGAUAGCAGAUAUGGAUCAUUAAAAAGAGGACAAAAGCAAGAAAGCCAUAGUGAGGAUGAUCUACUUUCUGAAAACACAGAAAUGAUGGAGAUGAGAGCAAACUAUGAGGACUCUUUGCAGGAGGUGCGAACCCUUGAGCUCCAGCAGGAGACUCUUCUGUUCCAGGUGGACUGUCUUCAGGACGCCCUCGAGAGCACGGAAGAGAUGCUCGCUGAAACCCAGAGAGAGAAUCAUACUGUCACUAUGGAACUGGAGCGAGAAAGAGAGAUGAGGAGGAAGUUGGAGGACAAGGUUGCCUCAUUAAUGCAGGAGGUGGAGAGGUUAAAGGAGGAAAGAAACAGCGAGCAGCUUCAGUCACAUCACACAGGGCCCGUCUGGCUCCAGGGUGCUCCGGAGGGGACGUCAGUGGACCAGGACGCCAGGCCGCUCGCAGACCGUGAAGGCACUUCAGUGGAUCCGAACGCAAGCCCAUUAUUAAAACUGAAGAAAAUGGUCGACCAAACAUUGAGUCAGUCAGUGUUUCACAGUCAGAAGCAUGAAGCUCAGGGUGGAGAUGAUAAUGAUGAAAGCAGCGGCUAUGAAGAUGCUCCGUCCGAGUUCUCACCCAGUCCUUCCACUCCUGACACGCAGCUGGGCGGAGAUUUGGUGGAAAGUGAAGCUGAAGAUGAAGGUGAUGAGACGAAUGAGGAUGGGAUGCCUAAAAAUUCUGAUUCGUGUGCUCUCUCUUAAAUCAUAGUGCUGAUAAACCUAGAUUUAAUCAUUCGUCUGCUAGAAGUAUGACACUUUAUCCAAGUUACCUUCAUUCAAACAGCCUUUGCACAAGAACUUUAAAAUGAAGACUACUUUGUUUUACUCAGUCAACAAAAUUAUUUAGGAAAAGAAGGAAUCUGCACUUUGUUUCUGCUGGUAAAUUUAAUGUAGUUUUUUUUAUAUAGCUAUUUUUAUGUUGGACUUUGUUACAUUCCUGUUCACCCUGCUAUUAAACAUGAGCUGUCCAGCAAUUCCAAGACACAAGGUAAUACUUUAUAUUUGUAUUUCGGCCAUAUUGAUAAUAAUGGAAUUUAAUUCUUUAUAUUGUAUUAAUAAUCAAGGUACAACAAUCACUUAAAGGACAAAAUACAACAGAGACUUUCUUUGAUAGCUUGUUGGUGUUACAUUUCCAACAUUCCUUUUGCAAAUCUUGCAAUAGAAAUUUUGAUUUGGUCUUAAAGGAGUCUUAAAACAGAUGGUAAUAUGCCUAAAUUGUCCUACCUGCAAACUACCUUAAAACUGUGCACAUGCGUAUCUAGAAAAAAGCUGUUUAAAGCAAAGCAUAGUUACACCAAAUAUUAUUUUUUUACUUGAUUUAAAGUAACUGUAUGUAGUUUUAUGAAUUUUUGUGACUUUGGAGCCCCCUACAGUUAAGUGAGUGGCAUUUGCUGUUGUAAAUAUACCACUGUUGUUAUUACAGCAUUGGUUGCUGUCGUAAAUCAGUCCGGACUUUUUCGCGGUUGUGGCUAGAAGGGAUACAGCUACGGCCGGACAUAUUGCUACCUAUCACAUUCUGUUUUAUUAACUAAACCUACCCUUUACAAUAAUGCACAUACAGCAAUUUUUGUUGUUCAGCAUGGCAAAAAUGUUGCAAUAUUAUGACGCAAAUUUAAAAUGACGCAACAUUGAUGUGCGUAUUCCAAGUACGCCCUGGUGGCUCUAACCUCAACACCUUUUUGCAGAAUUUCAUACCCGCUCAGCAAACUUACACACUCCCAGAACAGGUGUCUGUGAAGGAAACAAAAGCCGUUCGCCUUUUUAGAAACCAAUGUACCAACAAAGUGAGUUUUGAACUGAUAUUUCAAAGUGUUUCAAAUGGUUUGUUUGGGUCAAACCAUCUGUUGUUCACAGGACUCUUGUUCAUAUGAAAUGUAAACUAUUUGUACCAGUUAAUUUAGUACUUUACAGAAUUAUGUAUAAAAGGGAUGUUUUCAUUUAAGUUUUUUAGAUUCUUAAUUUCACAAAAGUGGUGAUUGAGUAUAACUUCUUUAUACAGCAAAGAUUUUAAAACAUUCUUCUUUUUUUUUUUUCUUUAAGAAAUAUGACAAAGCGUCCUUAUUGUUUUUGGUGGCUGACUUUUAUUCCACGCCCCCCCCCCCAACAAGAUCUUGUUUCUCAGGGAAUUUCGAAUACGUACUGAUUCAUUGCUAAUAAUGUAACUGAUUAUCAGUGAAGUGAUGUUUCUGUUUUAUAGACAAUUCAACACAAGAUGUCUUUACUACUAAACUACUGUAAGUAGUUUUUAUAUGCGAACUUAUUAGAUUAGGAAAUGUGUAUGAUUCAUUGGAAUCCUACAGCUGGAAAAAAAAGUUCAUUUAAAAAGAAAAGAAAGAAAACUGAUUUGUGAAAUGGGCCCUAUGUUUGUUUGUAGUUUUUUAUUCAAUAUCUCUCUGAAUAGUUCAGAAGCUUUAUCCCAGCAUUACCCACAUUACCAUGUUAUAGUAAAAUCAGUAAAAUAUUGUAUUGCUUGCUAUUUCAAAUAUGAAGCUGAUAUCACACGUGCGCUCUUUUAAUCUCAGGCUUGUUCAUAAGCAGUGUGUAAGUGAAGCAGCAGGUCGUGUUGAUGUGUAGGGUUAUUGUGCUUGUUCAACAUUCUGCCCAGUGUGCUGCAUGUGGCAAAAAUUAAAGCUUAGCACCAAAACGCUCCUUGCACCUACACUUCUGCUACACAGGCCCUAUUUCUACUGGCCCAGGUGUAGUUUAGAGAUUUUUAUUUAGCUAUAAAAUAUGUUUUUAUUCUCAGCUUGUCAUUCCAAUAGUUUUAAAAGUAUAGUUUCAGUUUUCAAGUUAAAAUAUUAUUAUUUCAGUGUUUUCUUAAGUUUAAUCUUAGAUUUCCCAACAUGUUUAGAUUUUAUAGCUUUAGUUGUAAAAAUGCCAAAAACAACAUUGAUUGACUCUUUGAUGUAAUCAGCAUCCAAUGAGCUGCAUGCUUCCUCUGGCUCCAGCAUUUAAAUAGUCUUGCCUUGUGUUUGCUGUAAGCUGGUCUCACUGCAGUCUAGCUGUUGGUCUGCUGUAUGGUGAAAGACAAUUGCUGUGCUUAUUUUCCUCAUUUGUAAAAUGUUGUCAAGAUGGCGGCUUUAAUUUAUUGCAUAAGCAGGGAUGGGCAUGAGAAGCCUACGAAGGUUUGAGGCUUUAUGCUGGGAUGUGCCGACUGAUGAUUUGAAUCUUUGAUACAUUACCGGUUGACGCCAUUUUGUGGUGGACAUUAAAA
This is a messenger RNA of Labeo rohita (rohu), 3506 nucleotides long. Its product is annotated as leucine-rich repeat flightless-interacting protein 2. The coding region runs from base 134 to 994 and encodes 286 amino acids. NCBI's taxonomy places the organism in Eukaryota, Metazoa, Chordata, Actinopteri, Cypriniformes, Cyprinidae. The record is from RefSeq and is a predicted model, not a curated record. The transcript has 6 exons.